Aspergillus clavatus NRRL 1 is the source of this 1425-nucleotide messenger RNA. RefSeq names its product D-3-phosphoglycerate dehydrogenase. Lineage: Eukaryota; Fungi; Ascomycota; Eurotiomycetes; Eurotiales; Aspergillaceae. The transcript has 7 exons. The record is from RefSeq and is a predicted model, not a curated record. Bases 1 to 1425 code for a protein of 474 amino acids. Gene Ontology annotation, molecular function: NAD binding; oxidoreductase activity, acting on the CH-OH group of donors, NAD or NADP as acceptor.
AUGACAUCUGCUAAGGACAUCGGUCAACAUCGGGACACGUCUGGCCUCAACAUCUUCGCGAAUCCAAAUCUUUCUACCUCUCCCACAGCAUCUUUCCAGUCUGCACCAUCGAGUCAUGGAGGCUCUCUCUUCGCAGGACGUACUGUUCCUUUACCGAACGCGAAGCACUUGAAGCCAUUCGCCACAGAAGACAUCAAAGUUCUGCUCCUAGAAAAUGUCAACCAGACCGGUAGAGAUAUUCUCACAGGACAAGGCUACCAAGUCGAGUUUCUUAAAUCGUCUCUUCCCGAGGAUCAACUUAUAGAGAAGAUCCGUGAUGUACAUGUGAUUGGCAUUCGUUCAAAGACGAAGCUGACAGCCCGCGUGCUGAAGGAAGCUCGUAAUUUGAUUGUUAUUGGAUGUUUUUGUAUUGGAACCAACCAGGUUGACCUCCAAUAUGCGGCCGCACAUGGCAUUGCGGUCUUCAAUUCCCCAUUCAGCAACUCUCGGAGCGUGGCCGAACUGGUCAUAUCUGAGAUUAUUGCUCUGGCUCGUCAGCUUGGUGAUCGCUCAAUGGAGAUGCAUGCUGGUACUUGGAACAAAGUAAGCACCAAGUGCUGGGAAAUUCGGGGGAAGACGUUGGGAAUCAUCGGUUACGGUCACAUCGGAGCGCAGUUGUCGGUACUGGCUGAGGCGAUGGGCAUGUCGGUCAUAUUUUACGAUGUCCUGAAUCUGAUGGCCUUGGGUACUGCUCAGCAGGUGCCGACUCUCGAGACUCUUCUAGCCAAAUCAGACUUCGUAACAUGCCAUGUCCCCGAGCUCCCAGAGACCAAGAAUAUGAUAGGGCCGCAACAAUUUGAGCAAAUGAAACAAGGGUCCUACUUGAUCAAUGCUUCCCGCGGAAGUGUCGUUGACAUCUCUGCGUUGAUCCACGCGAUGCGUUCUGGAAAGAUCGCCGGGGCAGCCCUCGACGUCUACCCGAAUGAGCCUGCUGGUAAUGGGGACUACUUUAACGAUGACCUCAAUACUUGGGGCUCGGAUCUUCGUGGUCUCAAGAAUGUUAUUCUGACCCCACACAUUGGAGGCAGCACAGAGGAAGCGCAGAGUGCUAUUGGUGUUGAGGUGGCACAGGCUCUAGUACGAUAUGUCAAUGAAGGGACUACCCUUGGUGCAGUCAAUCUUCCUGAAGUCACGCUUCGCUCUCUCACGAUGGACGAGCCAAAUCAUGCUCGGGUGAUUUACAUUCACCAGAAUGUUCCGGGAGUCCUUCGGAAAGUGAACGAAAUCCUUGGUGAUCACAACGUCGAUAAGCAGAUGACCGACAGCAGAGAUGAUGUCGCCUAUCUCAUGGCUGACAUCAGCGAUGUUGACAACUCCACCAUUAAGGACUUGUAUGAGAGACUUGAGAGUCUGUCAUCCCGGGUUAUGACACGGAUACUCUACUAA